AUUCAAUAUAUUUUUUAGCGAUUGUUCAUCUUCCACCGCCCGUUAUAUUUGGACUUUAUUAUGAACUAAAAGCCCGUAAAGUCUCUCUAGUUGGGUUGGUUCAUCCUAACAAGGCCCAUGGGCUCUAUGGCAACUCUCACUUGAAACUUGCGAUGGAAGAAUCCUCUUUUCGUAAUUAGUGGCUAUACUAAGGGUAAGUUCCCGCGAUGUUCAACUACGACAUCGUAUAAAGGCCUUCGUGCCCAAUGUUUCCUGUGAAUUCGAAGUACAGAAAUUUUGACAGAAGUUUUUUUUCCCGCGCUCUGUGAAUUCUCCAAUCCAUGGCUCCUAAAGCAGAUAACACUGAAGGAAUCGUGCUCAAUUUCGUAAACGAGCAAAAUAGACCAUUGAAUGUCCAAAAUGCGGCAGAUGCACUGCAAAAGUUUAACCUUAAAAAAGCUGCAGUACAAAAGGCGCUUGAUAAUCUCUGUGACAGUGGUAAGAUAUCAUUUAAAGAGUAUGGCAAGCAGAAAAUCUAUCUGGCUCGGCAAGAUCAGUUUGACAUCCCAGAUACGGAAGAGCUUAAUAGAAUGAAGGAAGAAAAUGCCAAUCUACAAGAAAAGCUGAAUGAACAGAAGAAAGCUAUCAGUGAGGUUGAAGCAGAGAUGAAGUCUCUGCAGUCAAAUUUGACUAUGGAAGAGAUACAUGCUAAAGAAUCCAAACUGAGAAAAGAGGUUGAUGAGAUGGAAAAGAAGCUAAUUAAAUUGCGGGAAGGUGUUACUCUUGUUAGUCCAGAAGAAAGAAAAGCCAUCGAGGGGUUGUAUUCGGAAUCCUUAAAUCAGUGGAGAAGGCGAAAAAGGAUGUUCAGAGAUGUAUGGGAUGCCAUAACUGAGAACUCGCCCAAAAAUCCAAAAGAGUUUAAGGAGGAACUUGGAGUUGAAUAUGAUGAGGAUGUUGGUGUGAAUUUUCAGUCUUUUGCUGACCUGAUCCAGCAUGGCAAGAAGCGUCGCUAGAGGCUAGUGAUUUAUUUACGUGUUACAUUUUACCGCUUGAGUAUACUUGAUCAGGUGUUGUAUGAGUAUAUAUUUGUAGACUUCGGAAUUGUGUUAUCUUUGCCAUUUUGUAAUGUUAAUCUGCUUUUCUAAGACCUCUUGUCUAUUUUACUCUCAUCACUACUGCAAGUUGUCUUAGGUUCAAAAGACAACUGAAAAUAGUAUAGAAGUUAGACAGUAGAGGACUAAAUGUACAGAAACUCUGGCGUUUUACUUCUU
This is a messenger RNA of Solanum lycopersicum (tomato), 1250 nucleotides long. Its product is annotated as homologous-pairing protein 2 homolog. The record is from RefSeq and is a predicted model, not a curated record. Gene Ontology annotation, cellular component: DNA recombinase auxiliary factor complex; condensed nuclear chromosome. Gene Ontology annotation, biological process: meiotic joint molecule formation; meiotic strand invasion involved in reciprocal meiotic recombination; homologous chromosome pairing at meiosis. NCBI's taxonomy places the organism in Eukaryota, Viridiplantae, Streptophyta, Magnoliopsida, Solanales, Solanaceae. Gene Ontology annotation, molecular function: recombinase activator activity; double-stranded DNA binding.